UACGUUGUCGUUUUGGCAACCUCGGCUAACCGACUUUGCAGCAGCAAAGUCAUCAGUUAGCUCAUCCUUCCGUGGCGGCAAAAGCAUCCCAGAUAAAAUUCCAAAAAGAAAACUGGGUGAUGGUUUUAUGACACUGCACGGGACAGGCAGCAUCAAAUAAGCUAAAAUAUGGGCGUCCACGGCCUCUGGGACCUCUUGGCCCCCGUUGGCCGCCGCGUUUCCGUGGAAACCCUUGCCGGGAAACGACUCGCAAUCGACGCGAGUAUAUGGAUGAUUCAGUUCAUGAAAGCGAUGAGAGACGAGAAAGGAGAGAUGGUAAGGAACGCUCAUUUGUUGGGGUUUUUCCGACGAAUUUGCAAGCUUCUUUACCUCCGAACCAAGCCGGUCUUCAUCUUCGAUGGCGGCACGCCCGCUCUUAAACGCCGUACUGUGAUCGCCCGCCGCCGCCAGCGCGAGAAUGCUCAAGCCAAGAUUCGAAAAACCGCCGAGAAGCUUCUUCUUAAUCAGCUCAAGCAAAUAAGAUUGAAAGAACUGGCUGCUGAACUUGAGAAACAGAGAAGGACUAAUGAUGCUAAAGGUAAGAAGGUCGCGACAGAUGAAGCACAGAUGGCGCAGGAGACAUCAGGACAAAGCUUAUUGUUUACAGAUGAUUACAAUCAGGAAGCAUUGGAUGAAAUGUUGGCAGCAUCACUUGCAGCGGAGGAAGAUGAAGGUUUCGCUGCUGCUGAGUCAUCAUCUGGUGUGGGGAUUCAAACUGAAGAAGAAGAAGGUGCUGAUGAGGAUGAAGAGAUGAUCCUCCCAACCAUGCAUGGAAAAAUUGAUCCUGCUAUCUUAGCUGCCUUACCUCCAUCCAUGCAACUUGAUCUUCUCGUUCAGAUGAGAGAGAGAUUGAUGGCUGAGAAUAGACAAAAGUAUCAAAGGGUUAAGAAGGCCCCUUCUAGAUUUUCGGAAUUACAGAUACAAGCUUAUCUUAAAACAGUUGCUUUCCGGCGUGAGAUAGAUGAAGUGCAGAAAUCUGCUGCAGGAAGGGGAGUAGGUGGGGUACAGACUUCAAGAAUUGCUUCUGAAGCAAAUCGAGAAUUUAUUUUCUCAACAAAUUUCAGUGGGAACAAACAGGUCCUUACAUCUACUGGAGAAGGGAGCAAGAAAAGUGAACAAAGUCAAACAGCACCAGUGAACCCUUCCACAAGUGCUGUCAAUGAUGUUGCAUCAAAAACAAAACACACUGCUGUGGCUGGAUCUACUGUUGAUGAACCUCAAAGGAAUUUUGAGAAUGAUGUCGAGACAUAUCUGGAUGAGAGGGGUCGGGUUCGAGUGAGUAGAGUUAGAGCUAUGGGUAUUCGUAUGACUCGAGAUUUGCAAAGAAAUUUGGAUUUGAUGAAAGAGAUUGAUGGAGAGAGUGUGUGCAUGACUAAAAGUGCAAUAGAAGAAUCUACCAAUUGUAGCAGUGUAGUUGAUAUACCAGACAAUUUUUCUAAGCGGAUCCCAAAUUUAGCAACCUGUUAUCAGGAUUCAAAUGGAAUGACUUGUGUUGAUGAGAACAAUGAAGAAAGCAUAUUGAAUGCUGGAACUUCCAUGGAGAUAUCUUUUGACGAUAAUGGUCAGCAUGAACUGGGUGGUGAGGAUGAUGAUCUAUUUGCUCAUUUAGUUGCAGGAGAUCCAGUAAUGGAAUUUUCUAUUAAUGAUUCUCUCUCAAAGAAACAAUCUUUGGAUUCUACUUCAGAACCUGAGUGGGAGGAUGGAGAUAUUGAAGUUGAAGCUGGUACUUCAAACAAUAAACUGAAAUGUAAGCCACUCCUGCCAGAUGGUAUGCGUGAUGAGAAUGAUUUGGGAUGUGAGGAUGGUUCUCUUGGUAUCCAAGAAGAGGCCUCCUUUUCUGGUGAAUACUUGGACAUUGUUUCUAAAGGUGCUUUGGAAGAAGAAGCUGAUCUAAAGGAAGCAAUAAGGAGGAGUCUUCAGGACCUGGAUGAUCAAAGGCUUGUUGAUACACCUGAUGAGGAUGAAAAGUGUGGAGCAACGGCAGCAGUGGUUAGUUUGAGCAGGAAUUCUGGGUUUAUUCAUAAAGAAGUGGAUGGAAAAAUGUCACAACCUCCCUCCACAUUUAAUAAUCAACAGCAUGAGUCCCCUUGUCAUGUUCAAGAGAACACCAGAAGUCCUGCUAGUAACAUUGUGGAGACCAAUAGUUCUUUGGACGGCCACUUGACUGCAUAUUUAGAAGUUAAUUAUGGUACGAAGGAUCUUUUGCCUGAAAAAGCAUGUGGAAGCUACCCAUUCGUAGACCCACUAAUGCAAGAUGUGAGUGGAAAUAAUACUUCGCACCAAGAAGUAUGUGGCACCCCUGUACAAGAAAAGGAUGUUUCGCCAUUUGAAGCGCAGCUUGCUUCUGGCACUGGGGAUGGAAUUGUUGCAGAUGGUUUACAUAAUGGGUCUGAGGCUGAGGCAGUAGUAGAUGGCCAUUUGAAUAGGACAACUGAAAUAAAAGGAGCCUCUUUGAAAGAUUUAAUGAUUGACACUGCUCAACAAUGCAGAGAGGGAGAAGUUCAUGAAUGUGGAGAAGAACAUUUGGGUAAAGAUGGUUCAUCAUAUGGCAGAAAGGAAGAAGCUAGAUUGGAGGAGGAAGUGCUACUUUUAGGUGAGGAGCAGAGAGAACUUGGAGAUAAGCAGAAAAAGCUUGAGCGAAAUGCUGAAUCAGUAAGCAGUGAAAUGUUUGCUGAAUGCCAGGAGUUACUUCAAAUGUUUGGCUUACCUUUUAUUAUUGCACCCAUGGAAGCUGAAGCUCAAUGUGCAUUCAUGGAACUUGUAAACCUUGUUGAUGGUGUAGUUACUGAUGAUUCCGAUGCAUUCUUGUUUGGCGCACGAAAUGUCUGCAAGAACAUUUUUGAUGAUCGCAAGUAUGUUGAGACAUAUUUUAUGAAGGACAUAGAGAAUGAGCUUGGCUUAAAUCGGGAAAAGUUAAUUCAUAUGGCACUGCUGCUUGGAAGUGACUACACUGAAGGUGUAAGUGGAAUUGGCAUUGUAAAUGCUAUCGAGGUUGUAAAUGCUUUCCCUGAAGAGGAUGGCCUCCAUAGAUUUCGUGAGUGGAUUGAAUCACCAGAUCCAUCCAUUUUGGGAAAGUUUGAUUUGCAAGCAGGGAGUAGCUCAAAGCAGAUACAAUCACAAGUUGGUGAGACUGAUAUGAAUUGCUCAGAUGCCAAGUUAAGUGGAGUUGCUGCACGUGAUGCAGAUGUUUCUGGGUCUGUUGAUGACACCCAAAAGUUGAAGCAGAUUUUUAUGAAUAAGCAUAGAAAUGUGAGCAAAAACUGGCACAUUCCUUCUUCUUUCCCGAGUGAUGCUGUUAUUUCAGCAUAUUCAUCUCCACAAGUAGAUAAGUCAACCGAGCCUUUCUCGUGGGGGAAGCCAGAUCAUUUUGUUCUCCGCAAAUUGUGUUGGGAGAAAUUUGGAUGGAGCACCCAAAAGGCAGAUGAACUAUUGCUUCCUGUAUUGAAGGAGUACAAUAAACGUGAGACUCAACUGCGGUUGGAAGCAUUUUACACAUUCAAUGAAAGAUUUGCAAAUAUUCGGAGUAAGAGGAUCAAAAAAGCUGUCAGAGGUAUAACAGGGAAGAAAUCCUUGGACUUGAUGGAUGAGUCUGUGCAAGAUGGCCUGAGAAGUAAAAAGAAAAGAAGAAACAACCAAGAUGUUGCGGCUGGGGACAAACUAGAAGAAGCUUCCAGUGGACAAGAAUAUGCAGAUGUUGGGAAUGAGGCCAAGACUACAGAAAAAGUAAAUGAAACGGAGUUGAGAAAUAUAGGAUCCCUGGGACGACCUUUACACCCUGGUGGUGGGAGUAGGAACAGAUUACCCAGUGAGGAAAACUUUCAAGGUCGAAGUAGAGGAGUUACUGUUAGGAAAAGAGGUAAAGCUAGAGGUAGAGGUGGAGCAAGUGAUCAUCCUAUUAACAAAGGAGGAAUUAAAUCUCAUUCUUCAGAAUAUUCUUCAUCUAGCCCUGAUGAUGAAAUCUAUAGCGACAGUGCGCAAGAUGUCCAAGUUAAUUUUGGAGAGCAAAACCAAGUACGAAGAUCGAGAAGGCCUCGGAAGGAAGUGAACUACUCUGAGUUUAACUUGAAAUCUGAUGAUCCCGAUUCGGGUGAUGAAAGCUCCAGGGAGGGUAGUGGAGCAAGGAAAGUGUCGUCUGCAGACAUGCUCGAGGAUCUUACAGCAGCUGUUCCAAGCAAAAUUAACGAGAGUGAAAAUCUUGAUCAAGAACUGUCCUGGGAAUUUCUCGAAAAGGGUGAUGGAUAUGGUGUUGGCAAAGCUAAAGAAGAUAUGGGGACAGAUCAACUAAACUCCAGUCCUUCCAAUGAUAUCGUUUCCGAUACCGAGUUAUCCAAAGAAUACCUGUCAGUGGGAGGUGGAUUUUGCUUGGACGAAGAUACUACUGAUGGGGACUUGCAGGGGUCAUCUAAGUGCCCGGGGAAAGUGACGACAUUUGAAUCUGAUCCAUCCAAGUGCUCGGGAUUGGGGGAAGAUGAGAUCAGUAAGAGCCCCACCAGAGCAGUGAACCCUGUUCAGGCGGGGAGACUGGGGAACCUGGAUACUUCGUAUACCACCACCACCAAGAAUCCAGAUGAGAGUGCAAAUAGGGAUAGGUCGGAGGUAGCAAGCAUUCAGGAAAUUAUCAGCGACGAUGAUUAUGAUAAGGAUUCUUCAAGAUAUUUCCGUGCAAUGCCAAAUUUAAGGAGAAAAAGAAGGAAAACUUGAUGUUGCACCUUGAAGCAUCGAGUGAAAAAAGAAGGUAUUUCCUUCGUUUUUUAAUGGAAGUCGAAUUUCUAGCGUAUCGUUCUGUGCAAUUUAGAUGAUUUGCGUUUUAUGGGGUACGUGACCGUUUCAUUAUCCUAAAUGGAAACACCAC
Messenger RNA from Coffea arabica (coffee), 4891 nucleotides. RefSeq names its product DNA repair protein UVH3. Gene Ontology annotation, cellular component: nucleus. The record is from RefSeq and is a predicted model, not a curated record. Gene Ontology annotation, molecular function: DNA endonuclease activity; single-stranded DNA binding. NCBI's taxonomy places the organism in Eukaryota, Viridiplantae, Streptophyta, Magnoliopsida, Gentianales, Rubiaceae. Gene Ontology annotation, biological process: nucleotide-excision repair.